This is a messenger RNA of Eimeria mitis, 300 nucleotides long. RefSeq lists its product as uncharacterized. The record is from RefSeq and is a predicted model, not a curated record. Lineage: Eukaryota; Apicomplexa; Conoidasida; Eucoccidiorida; Eimeriidae. Bases 1 to 300 code for a protein of 99 amino acids. The transcript is spliced from 4 exons.
AUGCCGACAGCUUGCCUCUAUGUUGAUCAGCAGCACGACACGAAGUACGAUGCCCCAUCGGAAGUGCACAUCGAGUUGAACAACGGCAAGAAGUUCAGGUUCGCCUGCGACGGGUUGUCUCUCAAAGAGCUGCACAUGCGCAUAGACCGAGAACAGUAUCAGCGUAACCAGGAGGCGUACUUCGAGCACAUCCCUUGGCGUUCGGCGUUAGAGGGCAUGAACGAGAGUGGUGCUAGGAACUGGAUAAAAAAGUGGUGCUGGGAACUUGAUAAGACCAAAGUUGUGCUGGGAACUGGAUAA